Messenger RNA from Emiliania huxleyi CCMP1516, 156 nucleotides. RefSeq lists its product as hypothetical. Lineage: Eukaryota; Haptophyta; Isochrysidales; Noelaerhabdaceae. The transcript is spliced from 2 exons. The record is from RefSeq and is a predicted model, not a curated record. The coding region runs from base 1 to 156 and encodes 51 amino acids.
AUGGUCUGCUGCCCCGCGCAGCAACCGUCGGGCGACGACCCGGGGGCCAAAAACCCGGCGACGACGGCGCUCUGGAUGGGGCGUGACCUCCUGCCUCCAACCUCCUUCCUUUUUGAGCAGAUCGGUCAGCUCGAGGCGCGUGAGCCGGACUUGUGA